This is a messenger RNA of Aspergillus tanneri, 813 nucleotides long. RefSeq lists its product as uncharacterized. The record is from RefSeq and is a predicted model, not a curated record. The transcript has a single exon. The coding region runs from base 1 to 813 and encodes 270 amino acids. NCBI's taxonomy places the organism in Eukaryota, Fungi, Ascomycota, Eurotiomycetes, Eurotiales, Aspergillaceae.
AUGUCGAACGACCGCUCGGCAUCGCCUAUAUCCGUACCGCCUUCAUCGAGGCACCAGCGCCGGGCUUCCUUAGCAUCCGGCCUUUCUUUCACGGAUUAUCUUUCCAAGUCGGGGAAUUCCACCUCAGGCCCCCCAACCAGCCCCAUGGCCAGCGCGGUAGCCAACGCGCAGUCAAACCAAGGACGAAGGCUAUCCAUUACGACACUGGGGCUCUCGGGUUCUCCCACUCAGGGUUCAUCAUUGGGGGGCAGGAACCCUCGGCAAGGCAGUGUAUCUAGUUCCGCGGGGUCCAAUUCGGCCGUGUUUGAGGAUGCGGUGAUGGAGGAUAGCGAAAAUGGACCUCCUAGUGCUGCUCCGAGCUCGCCGUUCGCGCGGCGGGUGUCCUUUGGUGCACAGGCCCUGCGGGACGUCCGUGCAGGAAGUAUUGGCAAUGGUAGAUACCCCCCUCCUGCGUCAUCGGCCAGCAGAAACAGUAUCAUGAAAGUGUCCACCGGGUCACUUGCUGCAAGUACAGAUACAGUUUCUCCCCAGAACGAAAGGUCUAACAUGUCUUGGCGGCAAUUAGGCGAAGGCUUCAACUGGUCCGAAGCUCUUAGGACCCGCGCAGAACGUGCCCCGUCCUUUGGGGCCGUGUCCCCCACUGCGCCUUCGAACCAGCAGCAUUCGGCCGGCUUUGGACAGUCUGGCCACCACCAGCGCGCGGCGUCAAUUGCCUCCAUGGAGCAACCGGCUCGGGAAAUGCCGAAACAGCCCCGGCAGAAUAAGCCGGAUUUUUUCCAGGAAAAGAUCCUGAGAGGAGACUUCAUGGAUUAA